GGGCUGCCGCGCCGCCAGGGCUCCCCGCCGGCUUCCCCCAUCCCCACACCUCCUCCUUCCCCCUCCCUCCUUCCCCACCUCCGCCCUCCUCCUGCUGACGUCUGGCUCUGCCCGGCUGAAAACUCGCUGCCGCGGCGGAUGCGGCGGCUCUGGGCAGCGCGGCGGCGGCAGCAGCACGAAGAUGGUGGCGGCUCCGUGCGCCCGGCGGCUGGCGCGGCGCUCCCGCUCGGCGCUGGUGGCGGCGCUCACCGUGCUGCUCCUGCAGACCCUCCUCGUCUGGAAUUUCACCUCCCUCGACGCCGGCGAGGAGCAGCGCGGCGGCCGCGAGAAGCGAGAGCGCGGCGGGGAGCAGCGGGGGCAGCCGCAGCGGCGCGGAGCCGGCGCCCCGCACGGCAAGGCGCUGAUUGAACCUCCUAGUCCCUACACCAGCUUGGAGACUCAGGAUGGCUAUUUUUCCCACCGGCCGAAAGAGAAAAUGAGAACAGACAGCAAUAAUGAAAAUUCAGUCCCCAAGGACUUUGAAACUAUUGAUAACAGUAACUUUGCUCCCAGGACUCAGAGGCAAAAACCCCAGUCUGAGCUGGUGAAAAAACCCCUUAGCAAACAAAAGGAGCACUUGAGAAAGAAGCUGGAGGAGGAGAGGAUGAAGGAGAACCUGCUGCUGGGGAAGAACUCCAACGAGGUGGUGCAGUUCAGCGAACCCCUGGGAAAAAACAGCAGCCACAGCAACACCCUGAAGGACAUUGACAGGUUUCCCACGGAGCAUCUUUUACAAAAGCUGGAGAUCAGCCCCCCUGAGGUGAAAUACGAGCAGCCCCCCAAGUGCGAGGUGACGGGCAAGGAGGCGAUCUCGGCCAUGUCCCGCGCCAAGUCCCCGCAGUGCCGCCAGCAGAUCGCCGACGUCUACUGCCAGCACAAGCUGGGGACACUGAUGCCAGAGCAGGUGACACGCUUCUGUGCCCUGGAGGGAAAAGCCAACACCAAUGUUCAGUGGGAUGAGGACUCCGUAGAGUUCCUGCCAGCCCAGCCAGUCAGGAUCGCUUUUGUCUUGGUAGUUCAUGGCCGCGCUUCCCGGCAGCUGCAGCGCAUGUUUAAGGCUAUUUACCAUAAAGACCAUUUCUAUUACAUUCAUGUUGACAAGCGAUCCAACUACUUGCACAGGCAAGUGCUGCAGUUUGCCAGCCAGUACCCGAACGUGAGAGUCACCUCCUGGAGGAUGGCCACCAUCUGGGGAGGAGCCAGCCUGCUCAGCACCUACCUGCAGACCAUGAGGGACCUCAUGGAGAUGAGCGACUGGCCCUGGGAUUUCUUCAUUAACCUCAGUGCUGCUGACUACCCAAUCAGGACCAACGAUCAGCUGGUGGCGUUCCUGUCCCGAUAUCGCGACAUGAACUUCUUGAAAUCUCACGGGAGGGACAAUGCAAGGUUUAUCAGGAAGCAGGGGCUGGACAGGCUGUUCCUGGAGUGUGACACGCACAUGUGGCGCCUGGGGGACCGCAAGAUCCCCGAGGGCAUCACGGUGGACGGGGGCUCAGACUGGUUCCUGCUCAACAGGAAGUUUGUGGAAUAUGUCACCUUUUCCAAUGAUGAUCUGGUCACAAAGAUGAAGAGGUUUUACUCCUACACGCUGCUGCCUGCUGAGUCCUUCUUCCACACGGUGCUGGAGAACAGCCCCUUCUGCGACUCCAUGGUGGACAACAACCUGCGCAUCACCAACUGGAACAGGAAGCUGGGCUGCAAGUGCCAGUACAAGCACAUUGUGGACUGGUGUGGCUGCUCCCCCAACGACUUCAAACCAGCAGAUUUCCACCGCUUCCAGCAGACCGCCAGGCCCACCUUCUUCGCGCGCAAGUUCGAGGCGGUGGUGAACCAGGAGAUCAUCGGGCAGCUGGACUAUCACCUGUACGGGACCUACCCGCCGGGCACGCCGGGGCUGCGCUCCUACUGGGAGAACCUCUGGGAGGAGCCCGACGGGCUGGGCGCGCUCAGCGACGCCGCGCUCACCAUCUUCCACUCCUUCUCGCGCCUGGGGCUGCGCCGCGCCCAGGGCACCCUGCAGGAUGCAGGGGACAGCUGCAGAUACCACCCCAUGGGCCAUCCAGUUUCCAUCCACCUUUACUUCCUUGCUGACCGUUUCCAAGGCUUCCUGGUCAGGCACCAUGCAACCAACCUGGCUGCCAGCAAACUGGAGACUUUGGAGACGUGGGUGAUGCCCAAGAAAGUCUUCAAGAUUGCCAGUCCACCCAGCGAUUUUGGGAGGCUGCAGUUCUCAGAGGUUGGCACCGAGUGGGACGCCAAGGAAAGGCUGUUCAGGAAUUUUGGGGGGCUCCUUGGGCCGACAGAUGAGCCAGUUGGGAUGCAGAAAUGGGGGAAAGGCCCCAAUGUCACCGUGACUGUCAUUUGGGUGGAUCCCAUCAAUGUCAUUGCAGCAACAUAUGAUAUUCUGAUUGAAUCCAGUGCUGAGUUUACUCACUACAAACCUCCCCUGAAUCUGCCCCUACGACCUGGUGUCUGGACAAUAAAAAUUCUGCACCACUGGGUACAGGUGGCUGAAACCAAAUUCCUCGUGACUCCUCUUGCCUUCUCAAAUCAGCAGCCUAUCAAACAAGAGGACGCCAUCAAGCUGCACAGCGGGCCCCCCAAGAACGCCUACAUGGAGCAGAGCUUCCAGGGCCUGAACCCGGUGCUGAACAUGCCGGUGAGCGCGGCCCGCGCCGAGCAGGCCCGGCGCAGCGCGGCGCUGGUGGGGCCGCGCCUGGACGCCUGGGUGGACUCGCUGGUGGGCGCCGUGUGGUCGGCCGUGGACGUGUGCAGCGUGGGGCCCUCGGGCUGCCCUGCCCUGCAGGGCUGUGCCCAGACCCCCUGGAGCUCCCUCAGCCCCGACCCCAAGGCCGAGCUGGGCCCCGUCAAACCCGACGGCCGCCUCAGGUAGCGCCGGGUGAGGGGAAUCCAACCUCGCUCCUCCGUGAGUCUCGCACCAGGUUUCAGGAACCUAAGGGAAAGUUACUUUUUUUUUUUUUUUUUGUUACUUAUUGCAAUAGAAUUUGUUUUUAAAAAAAGCAAACAAAAAAAAAAAAAAAAAAAAAAGAGUUCUGAAGUUCUGACAAGGCCUUUGGCGCUGCGCUCUCCAUCAGCUUGUGCCGUUCCAGCUGCGCCGCUCCCACGUCGUGAGGGCUCAGAAACAUUGGCACCAAGCCAUGGAGAGGGCAGUGAAGGAGCAGCUGCUGAAGGGUUUUGUUCAAAUAAAUUUGUCUGUACCUCUGCUGUUUCAUAGGCUUUCGUUAUUUUGCUCCAAGGAAUAAAUCCCAGCGAAAUUCCCUCCUGCUGGCGCUCCCUGGGGAGUUGGUUCCUGCAGGCUGCAGCCUGUGUGACCUCAGAGAAUGUGAAAUAAUUAUGGUACAGCCUCACUCCACUUUUUAAUGUCACAAAGUAAUCCUGGACACAGCUGAUAGACCUCUGUUAUCCUAGUUAGAGACAACGAGCAGAAGCAGAAACUUUCAGAGGUUUUUUCAGACUAAUUCCAUGAUAAACUCUAAAUGAAAUCAGUGUUUUGCUAUAGCAGUCUUUUAUGUCUCAUGCAGUCGGGUUCAGGGUCAGCAUACUAAAAGUAUUUAUUAAAGAACAAAGAAGUUUUUUGAAUUUCAGCCCUUUCAAAUCUGCAGGUAUUUUUGGAAGCCACCAGUAGCUGAUUAUUUUCACAGGCUGCCAGUGGAGCAGGUGUGUAUGUGUAGGCUGGGGUGGGUUGUGAUGUGUCUGCUCACACCCUUUGCUCAUGAGCUGAGCUGAGUUUUUUCUCAGGCAGUGGAGCUGUAAACCAGUAAAACAGUAAAACUGGGACCUAAAUCUGCAACAGGUUUCUUCCCUAAUUUGAGUAGUGGCUAGUAAGUCUUAACACUAAUUCCGUCCCUUGGUCUCCGAUCUCCAUCUUGUCCUAAAGAAGGAUCCUCCCAGGCUUUGCCAGGGCAUCUGGAAGGCUCUGCAGGAUGUGGAUCACUGCCCAAAGCCAGGGGAAGGAGAACAAUGCCAUGUUUCUCUGUGCUUUUACUUUAUUCUGUCAACAAUCUACCCUUGCCUGUCUUCAGAAUUCCUAGCAGGCUGCAUCCUGUUUUAAAUGGGCAUGUUUUGCAUCAUUUCAACCUGCAUUUUCUCCAGUAGGGAAAAAUUAAUUUACAUUCCAAGAACUUUUUAAAAUACAGGUUUUAUAUACAAAUUCAUCUCCAAAUAAUGCAUUUUACAUUAGCAAAAACAUGCACUUUGUUGUUGUUGCUGUGUUAAUCUCUAGUUAGCAACAGAACCAAAUAAGACCAUGAAAAGCCACUGGGUUAAUUGGGAAAGAAGUCCUGUUGCUGUAGUAAAGGAAGGUGUCUGUUCACCCUCCUGUGUGCAUGGAUAACUUUCUGCUGAGGGUUAAGUGUCCACAUCAGGAGGGAAACAGAGCCUUAGAUCAUUCUGUAAUCACAUCUCCCAGGAAGGUUGAAUUCCCUUUUAAACAACACUUGCAGUAGGACUGUAACACACAGAUCCCCAUGGCUUGGAGUAACUCUGUCAUAUUGGUUUAAAGCUACUUCAGUUUGCUUUGGACUUGAAAUUGUGGUGUCAGCUGUGCUGGCAUUAAGGCAGAGCAUCAAAAUGUUUAUCAGGCACAAAAAGUGGAUGCAUAGAAGGAACAAUUUAGGUAUUUAUUAUUUAUGUUUUAGUCAAUGACUAAUUAGUAGGUGCUGCUUUUGCAGCUUGAAGAUUAUGUUAUUUUACUAACUGAACCUGCCUUUAUUAAGAAAAGGCCUUCUUCCCCUCACACCUCCCUUUCUUUUUUUGUCUUGAUUUUGUCAGUCACGAGUGGUAGCUUUAGGGAAGUUUGUAGCAAUGAGAGCUGAUUGGAAUAUUCCAAUCAAGAUCAUGUUCCAGCUUUUCAACCAGCUCUAGAGGCAAGCAUGUGUGAAACCAGGGCUGCCAACAGGUUUAUGUAAUAGAAUCACAGUGUUAUUACUUAUUCAGUAGGGGUUUAUAAGUUUGUAACAGUGCUUGUUUUUAAUGUAACAUUCCUUUGUGAAGUUCAUAUUUUCUGGGGACCUGCAAUCCUCACUGUGAAAUCCAGGGCUUUAGUCACACUGAUAUAAUGGUGACUGCCCAGUCCAAGCCCUGCAGGUUAGAUGAAGGAGGUCAUAUUUAGGGCACAAUGUAAAAUUCAUUAACAAGCCCAGGCAGUGCUUGUUCUCAGUAAGGCUCCUGAGGAAGUCACAAAAUCUUCAGGCUGUCUUGCACAUAAGCACAUGUGUAGGGGUGCACCCACGCACUCUCAUGCAGAUAACUUAGUUUUUCAAUUUGAUACUUGUUUUUAUUCUUAAGCAGCAAUGUUUUUAAGUGCUUUUUUGGUAAGUUUUCAUUAACUAGACCAAGCAGAAGGUGACAACAAUCACAUUUUCUGCAGUUAGGAAAAAAGCUGCCACUUUUAUAAUUUAAAAUAUAAGGUGCAAAUUAUUUUGUUUUAGUACAAAAAGGGGAAAGAAAACAGAUGGUUGCUGAUAUAUCCAUUUGCAUUAUAUGCUAGGUUUAAAAUAUCUCAAAGAAAAUUUAUAUGAUGAUUUUCUGAAAGGCAAGAAGCAUUUAAACAACAGGUUUUGUAGCAAGCUUUCAAUCCCAGUGCUGCUGUAAAAUACAGGAUGCAGAGCUGAAGGGGUUCAUCCUGCAGUCUUUUCUUAGGCAAAACUUCCAAAGUGCUAGUGCUAAAUGAGGAUUUCAGAGUCAAGUCCAGCAUAAAUAAAGGGUAUGACAGCAUGCUAGGGGUAAAUGCUGUCUGCUUGAAGUCACCAAAGGCUAAGCUGCCAUGUUUGGAACAUAUCUGGGGGUAAUGUCAAGUUUUGGACCUUUAGCCAUCUCUACCAUAGCUGUUAUCAUGCAGACACAGAUCCAAAGAUAUAUAUGAGACUGUGUCUGAGUUACAAAGUCCAGUAGUUGUGAAUAAAAACAUACAAAGCCAGACUGCAUCAGGGAUCAGAGCUGGCUCCAAGGUGAUGCUGUUAAGCCCAACUUAGUCCUGCUUAGUGGAUUCUUUGGUUUGAAAUGGCAGCACUGGGAGCCAAUUGUCAAUGGUCAGAAGAGAAUAACUUCACAGAUCUUACAUUUGGUGAAAAGGAGAAUUCAGAGCAGGGACCCACAGUUGGUACAAAACACAAGAGUUAUGAAUCUUCAUCUGAAUGUGCAGGUUCUUUUCCAGUCACACUGGCCAGUCCUUGCUGAACAGGAUCCCAGCAAAAGCCUGGUUUGAUCAAAACCUUCCUUUCAAUGGCAGGGGUUUAUAUUUCUGUAUGCACAUUUAUCCUCUGUGUGUAAUGCUUUGCUUCUCUAAAUCCCCUGCCCAUUCUGCAUGACAGCCAUGUAACACUGUGUGAUCAAUCUGUAUUACACAGAAAGGGAAUGUGGCAAAAUGCAGAACAUCUACAUACAUGAUUUCAUAAAUUAUGUCCAAAGUCAGUCUCAGCAUUAUGCAAACCUGUUUAUAUGGUAAUGUUAAACCCCAAGGCUAAAUGAAAUAGCUCAAAUGACAGUUUAUUUUCAGAUUUGUCCAAUUCUUUCUUUGAUGACAUUUGGACAUUGAGUAGUAAUAUUUGCAUUUUCAUUUUCUGAUAUUCAGGGGUUUUUUUAUAGAAUUGAAAUUAUGUCUUCAUUUUUUGUGCUCUUGGCAAGCAGAGAAUUUUAAGAAUUCCUUCAUGAUUGCAAGUGUUAUACAAGAAAGUCCCUCUGUAUCUCUGUUGUUAAGCUCCAUUAUUGCCAAGCCUAGAGAUACAGGAAUGUGCAUUCGUGUGUUACAAAUUGACUUUCCUGGGUACUGGCUCCAGUGCACAAUGCCUGUACAGUUGUUUAAUGGUGUAUUAACAGUGAUCCUGCAGCACCUUCAGAAGUACCAACUAAUGUGCAUUCACUUUCCCUCCAUCUCCUGCAGCACUAAUUGCCAUCCUAAUGAAGCCUCCAUCACUCUUAGCCACAAUUGCAGUGAGCACAGCAGUGAAGUCAAUGAAUCAGAGCAGGGAUAGUGUAAACCUGACCAAAGGGAGAGAGAAAGGGUAAAGAUGCUGAAACUUCUCAAAAGUUUGACACACUUGUGUUGCAAUUAACCUUGAACAAACUGGGCUCCUUCUGCACAGCAAGGCUGAGAUCUCUGCUUUGAUUUCCCAGAUAAACAAGAUCCAGAUGUUUCUUGUAACCCAGCAGUGAGGACCAGCUUUCUGUUGAUUUCUCUGGUUCUCUCUCAUCACAGCCAUCAGAGAAUUGCCAGCUUGCCUCUGGCCAGCACGCCCUCCUUGUUGUCUUCCCAGCUCCCAAAGCUUCAGGAUUGGCCACAUGAAACCUUGGCCAACUCCAGCACUUUCCAUAGAGCAGGAGUUUUAUACUUGAGUGAACUAAAUCCCCUAGGCUUCUUCAGAAACCCAGCUGCAGCGAGGAAAGUUUGCUUUUCAGAGCAGCCUUCAGUCAGUUCAGUGCUUGCACACUUAAAGCCAGCAGUUACCUUGUCCUGAUUUUCAGGCAUGGGAAUCUGAUAUUUGUAAAAGGAGACUUGGUUAUUUGGUAUUUCAGUAACAGAGUAAGACAGACCUGGUGGGACAGGGUUGGUGACCUUUCUCACUGGCCUUUGCUUCAGUCCAGUUGUGAAAAGAUAAUGAUCCAUAUAUGUCUUUAUUUGUACCAUUCCAGACCUCCAGUGUAGUCUUGAGGAUUAGUGGGACUUAAGCCCCUAUUAAAUGACAACUGAAAACAUCAUGUAAAAAAGCCCUUCCAAACCAAACCCUUGUGCUUCUGCCAAGGCAGCUCCAGGGAUGAUGCCCACAGAGAGAGUAGGGAGUGAUGCAGUGUUAGGACAGAGCACUGCCCUUCCAGAGGCCCAGGAGGAAUUCCUGAGAGCAGGAAUACCUGCUGCUGAGCCCUGAGGGCAGCUGCUGCUGCAGCCAGGCAUAGAGGAGCCAAAGAAAUGUGAAUUAGGGUUAAGGACAGCAAGGAAGAAUUUGUAGGACAGCAGAUUUUCCUGCAGAACCUUCAAAGGCAAGAAAACACUGAUUUGUAAUUCCCUUCGAAGGUGUAUUGUAGAAGAGAUUGACCUUCAAACCUUCACCACCAUCAUCACAGUGAGGGAAGGAAUAACCAGGCUGAGAGCAUUUCAAAUGGAGGCAAGAAGGCCUUGCAGGCUCUGUUAGCCCAGGCAGCAUUAGGGUGUCUCAGUUAGGUGUGGCACUGGGAGCUGUUCCCCUCAUGGUGUGGCACUGCAGGUACCAUGUUGAUUCCCUUCCUUCUUACUAACAGUAGUGUGUUUUUCACUCUGCUCUUUGCUUCUGCCUUGGUUACCUUCUUUUGCUCAUGGGUGCUACCACAGCUGCUACCUCACUGUGUCUGCAAACACGUUUACCUGAGAACAACAAAAAAGGGUACCAGAAGUCUCCUUGAACUGAAUGUACAAUCUAUGCAAAUUCUCUUUCUACUUUGUUAAAACCUAGAAGUAUUACUUGUAACCUUGCCAAAUAACAGCAAGAUACUGUACAGGUGCCUCUGAUCCCAGAGUGACAAUUCUAGGCGCGGUUCCUGGCGCUGCAUUUGUAUAUUGUAAUGACUGAGCUUGUCUUUGCUUCUGUUGUAAUUACCACCCUUGACUGAGACAACAGCACUCCUGCUAGGGCAGCACCUUCAGUUUGCUGGGAAUAUUCCAGAGGCGGAUAUCUAUGGCAUUUAAUUUUAUUUUCCUGCUUAGAUCCAAAAAAAGGCACAGAGCUGCUGGCCAAAACUGGAGCGUUGUUUCAGCUUUUCCAUGGAUGAAUCCCAUCAGCCUUGGAUUGCUCAGUGUCUGUUCCCAUUGUGGCAUCCAGUGUGUUGCCCCUUCAAGAAAGCCUUACUUCCAUCCUUUCUAAAUGUGGCCUUAAACUGUGUUAGGAACUUUGGUGUUGUCCGUGUCUUGCUCACUUUCUCUGUUGUGGAAUGAAUAAAAGGCACCUUGAGAUUUCUGUUACAGCUCAGUUGUGUUGCUGUCAGCUUACACUUCACAAAUACAACAGAAAUUGCUUACAAAUGCAGUCUUUAAGGGAAAAAAAUGACCUUCCCUUCAGGCAAAAGGAAGUCUCAGACAUUCAUAUAAACCUUAGGAAAUUAUGAGCUCUGUCUCUUGCAAGUCACUGUAGAUAAGGAACUUGUUUUAAUUGCAUAGAAAGUAAAAACUUAGUAAUUUUUGAUUUAUCUUCAGAUUACAACAGGACAGACUGGUCUCGGAUGUGCUAGACAAAUUGUAGAGUAAUUUCACUAAUUUUAACAUGGCAUAGUAGCAUUCCUCUCAGAUUUGUACUGAUAGCUGGGAGAAGAAAUGUCCUCUUAAUGGUAUGGUCCUAAAAUCUGAAGAGCAUCACCACAUAGAGCCAGAUUUUGGGUGUUGGUUGGGAAUCUCACAGUACAUUUACAACAUGGUUGUUUUGUCUGAGUCAUAAAUGCAUUUCUGCAAAUCUGGCUUUUGGAGCUUCUUUCAAAGGCUGUCAGAGUCAGCAGAAAUGACCUGCUGAGGCUUGUGUGUGUUGGGUUUCUUCACUGCUUUCCUCUGUCAUGUUUCAGGACUAGCACCAAUAUUCCCGGCAGGCUGCAGUGCCCUUAAGAGUUCCCAAUCCUGUCCUGUGUUGAUAUUCAGAUUUGAAUACAACCCAAAGGCAACUGAAAAGGGUUUACAUAUGAAACAAGAUUUCUGAAAUGAAAAUAAUUAAUUCAAUGUAAUGAAAUUAUUUUUCUGACUUUGGCCUUUGGUUCUGUUUUGGUUUAAUUGGAUUUUCUAUUGCCUAACAUAGUCAUAAUAAGUUAUUGCUAUUCUGUCAUUUUCAAAGACUGGUGGUAAUAUAGUUUUAAGAAAUAACUAUUUUGUUAUAGAUCAUAAUAUGCAUAAAAUUGUACAGAAAUAUUUUGUAAUCUAUUGAAUAAGAAAAAAGAAAACCGUGUAUAUACAGGAAAGUUUAAAAAAAAAUUGGAAAUUCAAAUGGAACACACUGAAAGAUGUAGAUAUUUUGCUAUUUAUUUAAAGGAGUAUUUUAUGAGAUAUUGAAAUGUCUUAAAUUGACCGGUAAUCAAAGUCAGAAUGCUUUUCUUGUAGUAGAAUGUGAUUUUCAGCAAUUAUUGCACUACCCGUUUUUGCACCCUUUUGUCUUUCAUUUAGCAGAAACAAUGUGCCUUAGCUGUAUUCUUUGUCAAUGGGAGUUUGGUUGUUUGUCUGACAAAGCAAAUUUUUUUGCAGAAAAAGAAAUGGAUGUAUGAAAUACUGUAUUAUACCAAAAACACUGCAGUGUAUAUAAUGCUUUCUGUCAUACGGUGUUUUCAGAUGCAGAGUUUUAAAAUAAAAAAAAAAAAAAGGCUGUCUUUAA
Oenanthe melanoleuca is the source of this 10373-nucleotide messenger RNA. It is a transcript of the gene XYLT1, whose product is annotated as xylosyltransferase 1. Lineage: Eukaryota; Metazoa; Chordata; Aves; Passeriformes; Muscicapidae. The coding region runs from base 182 to 2932 and encodes 916 amino acids. Gene Ontology annotation, biological process: heparan sulfate proteoglycan biosynthetic process; chondroitin sulfate proteoglycan biosynthetic process. Gene Ontology annotation, molecular function: protein xylosyltransferase activity. Gene Ontology annotation, cellular component: membrane. The transcript is spliced from 12 exons. The record is from RefSeq and is a predicted model, not a curated record.